AUGGAUUCAAAACAAGAAAAACAAUACAUUUUCAAUAUGAAGUUGGCACGAAUUAUGGGCUUGUAUCAAAUUUUAAUUCCAAGUUCAUUUUCAAUCUUUGGUUACAACAUAUAUCACAUUAUUACUGUGUUUUUUGUAUCAUUCACGUUCGCCAUAUCGAUGUUGUUCCCAAUUGGUUUGCUAUAUUUAAGAAAUGAUAUAAUUGCGAUAAUGUACUACAUGGGAUGCAUAAGUAAUUUCCUAUUAUCCUGUUUCAAAAUGGUCAAUAUCCUCUAUCAUUCCAAGGAUAUAUGGAAAUGCAUUGACGUUACAAGCUUUAACUAUAUUUCGUACAAAAACUACGAUAGAAAUGUGUUUAAAAACUGGCAAUCACGGUCUAUACGUGUUACGUACAUAUAUAUUGUAAUAGCGUUAUUCGCUUUUUUUUGUUGGAUUUUUAGUCCAUGUAUUAUGAAUAAAUCUGUUAUUGCUAUUAGAAAUAUUGACGGUUCAUAUAGCAAAUACCGAAUGAACAUUUUCAAUUUGUAUUUAAUAGCAUCAAAUGAAACAUAUAACAGAAACUUUUACAUAUUCUAUGUUAUCGAAAUAAUAAUUAGUAUUUGCUAUGUAUAUUUUACUAUAGUGUUUGAUGUUCUUAUGCUUUUGGUAUGUUUCGCAAUAUCUUACCAAUUGGAAACAAUUAGUAAUACAAUCAAAUCACUUGGCCACGAAAUACGUACGAGGGAUAUUAUGAGGACUAGUAAUUCAAUAAAAUUAAAGGAGAAACAUGGCAUAUUAUAUAAUGAUUUAAUAACGAUAAUGACAGACCAUCAAAACGUUCUAAAAAAGUUAAAUGAUUUUUAUAACAUAUUCCGGUCAAUAACGCUAACUCAAAUAUUUAUAGCUUCAAGCUCACAUGUACUUAUUUGGUCUAUUGCUGCAAUGAGUUUUGAUGAAGGUGAUAAUGCAGAUUCAAUAUUGUCAUUUAAGCUAUUCAUCGUACUCCCUCUGAUAAAUUUCCAACUAUUUAUGACGUGUAGUUUAUUUGGAACUAUAAAUGAAAAAAAAGAUUCAAUAAUUUUUGCAUUAUAUAGCAGUAAUUGGACUAAUAUGGACUUAAAAAGUAAAAAGAUGAUUUUGUUCAAUUUGACAAUAAAUAAUGCCAACCAGUUAAAAAUGAAGUUUACAAAUACCAAAAUCGUCAACUUGGAAAUGUUUAGUCACACGAUGCGCUUUUGUUACUCAAUAUUUUCAAUGUUAAUUAAUUAUAAUAAAAAAAUAAAAUGA
Macrosiphum euphorbiae (potato aphid) is the source of this 1266-nucleotide messenger RNA. Lineage: Eukaryota; Metazoa; Arthropoda; Insecta; Hemiptera; Aphididae. The record is from the annotation of a GenBank genome assembly.